This is a messenger RNA of Sipha flava (yellow sugarcane aphid), 1184 nucleotides long. RefSeq lists its product as uncharacterized. The record is from RefSeq and is a predicted model, not a curated record. Lineage: Eukaryota; Metazoa; Arthropoda; Insecta; Hemiptera; Aphididae.
CGGACCUUGAUAAGAAAUUUUUGUUUUAUUGAUAGUAAUAAUUUUAUUAUCAUACAAUAUCAUCUGUUUCUCUCAUCAAUGUAAUAUUUAAAUACAUUUUGCACAAAUCAUGGAGUGGAGUAAAUCUAUAACAACAGAUUUCAUCGAGUUGUACCAUUCCAAACCAUGUUUAUGGAAAAUAAGUUCUAUUGAGUAUAAGAACAAAAAUUUAAAGUCUGUUGCUUAUAAUGAACUUAUGGAAUUUCUCAAAUCUAAAGGAUUGGCUAGUGCUAAUGUAAAAGAAGUUAAAUCUAAAAUUCAAAACAUCAGAAGAAUGGUUAGAAAGGAAAGAGCAAAAGUAGAAGCAUCUAGGAGAAGUGGAAAAGGUACAGAUGACCUGUAUACUCCAACAUUGUGGUAUUAUGAUCUCUUAUAUUUUGCAAAUGAUAUGGACCCACUUCCAUCAAUUGAUAACCUAGGAGGUACUAGCGAUUAUAGUCAUGAAAUAGAUGAAGAAAAUGACUGUAACAAUUUAGAUUUGACUGAAAAUAAUUCACAAUGUUGUGAAAAAGAUGUUGACAUUGAUGUAUCCAAUACAAAUGAUGGUCAAAAUGAUGUUUUUCAAAUACCGUCAUCACCUAUUCAGUGUAAAAAAACUAAAAAACAGAAGAUGGAUGAUAGCGUUUCUAGUUUUAUGAAAAAGUGUUCUGAAGCUCUUGAAAACGAUAACAAGCCUGAUGAAUACGAAGCAAUGGGAAUUAAUUUUGCAGCUAAACUGAAAAAAAUGAAGCCUGAACAGCAAAUAUAUGCUGAACUGUUGUUUCAAAAAGUCUGUGCCAAAGGGCUUCUGGGGCAACUACAUGAGUGUUAUGACAUUGUUGAUGUUUCCAAAUCUCAAUUGGCCAAUAACAAUUAUACUGCAGUAUCUGCAAGCGAAUAUUAUUCCUGCCAAUAAGUACAAGGUCAUAUCCAAACGAUAACUUAUCUACAGAGUCUAGUGAAUCACCAUCAACAAGUGUUCAAAGUUUUCUUUAUAAUUUGAAUACAUCAACAAAUUCCACUGAUGAUCAAUGACGUUUUUAAUUAUUUUAUAAAUUUGAAAGUUCUUUAUUACCUAUUAUUAUAAUAUUAUAUUUUAAUUCAUAUUAAAGUUGUUACACAAAAGUCUGAGGGAAACUAUAAAGUACCUAUUUAUUUUAAUGUUG